This is a messenger RNA of Brugia malayi, 852 nucleotides long. RefSeq lists its product as uncharacterized. Gene Ontology annotation, cellular component: endoplasmic reticulum membrane. Gene Ontology annotation, biological process: fatty acid elongation, polyunsaturated fatty acid; fatty acid elongation, monounsaturated fatty acid; very long-chain fatty acid biosynthetic process. The transcript is spliced from 5 exons. Lineage: Eukaryota; Metazoa; Nematoda; Chromadorea; Rhabditida; Onchocercidae. Gene Ontology annotation, molecular function: fatty acid elongase activity. Bases 1 to 852 code for a protein of 283 amino acids. The record is from RefSeq and is a predicted model, not a curated record.
AUGGUAACACAGGAGCAGGUUCUUGCUGCACCAAAGAUAAAUGUGCGACGUUUUGUUGAAAUUAUCACUUCACCCGUAUUUCCGGAGCAGGAAUCUAAGGAAUGGGUUCUUCAACAUCAGAAUUUCGCCAUUCAAGCGUGCUUUGCAUACUUUCUUGUUAUCUUUGGAAUAAAAUAUGUUGUUAUGCGAAAUCGGGCACCGUUUAAUUUGACAUUACCGCUGAAUAUUUGGAAUGCACUUCUUGCACUGUUCAGCAUUAUGGGGACUGUUAUGCUUUUUCCAGAAUUUAUUGGUACUAUUCAAAAUAAUGGCUUCCAAGCUUCGUACUGUAAAGUUUACGGUUUCACCAAGGGAUCGAACGGUUUCUGGGGUUGGCUGUUCAUUGUAUCAAAGCUGUUCGAAUUGGCUGAUACCGUAUUUCUGGUUUUGCGAAAAAAACCACUCAUGUUUCUUCACUGGUACCACCACAUUCUUACACUUAUUUAUGCUUUCUACUCGUAUCCACAUACUCCUGGAUUUAACCGUUGGGGCAUUUUCAUGAAUUUCUUCGUACAUGCGUUUAUGUACAGUUAUUAUUUCCUGUGUUCCAUGAAAAUGCGGAUUCCACGCCGUGUCGCAAUGUUUAUAACAUCGCUUCAAAUCCUUCAAUUUGUGCUCAGUGUUUUGAUACUUGCACACCUUGGAAUACUAAUUUAUGUCAGGAAGGUGGACUGUGAUUUCGAUGACAGCAUUUUCAAGUUAGCACUCUUCAUGGAUAUUACUUAUUUGAUUCUUUUCGUCAAUUUUUUCUGCAAAGCUUAUGUAUUCGGCGGUGGUAAAUCGAAAUACAAAAUUGACAAAAAGAAACAGUAA